Messenger RNA from Sphaeroforma arctica JP610, 762 nucleotides. RefSeq lists its product as hypothetical. The record is from RefSeq and is a predicted model, not a curated record. The transcript has 4 exons. NCBI's taxonomy places the organism in Eukaryota, Ichthyosporea, Ichthyophonida. Bases 40 to 762 code for a protein of 240 amino acids.
AUCAGUGUACACCCACACUCUACACGUGAGCGUACCACCAUGCCACACGCCAUUCGCGUGCACUCAUACAUUCUCUCGUACUAUCGCUCACAGGCCUAUCUGGCGGAGGCUGUGAGGUUGGCCAAUGAGAACUCGACCUCACUGCAGCGUGCACCCGCACCAGCCACACAGUUUGUGCGUGGCAAAGCGAGCCUUCUGCCCUUCACACCUGGUGGUAUGGAAGAAGUUGAGUCCAGGAAAAAGGCCCUAGAUCAGACCAUUGGUGCGGAGGUGAGAGCCUCUAGUGCUGUGCUUGAUUUUACAGAUGUGUCUGCGCUGCAGUGGGUGCCGCCUGGCUUUGAAGAGGGACUGGAUCUGUGGCGAGAUGGGGUGGAGACGAGAGAGUGUGAGCAGCGCAACACACACAGAGGCGACACCUUAGACGCCAUCAUCAAUGCCACAGCGGAUAUGCACUCGAGCGAAUCAGAGGCAGACACAGACACGGACACAGAGAGUGACGGGGACGGUGUAGAACAGGGAACUCAGCUGGAUGACAUGGAUGGACAGAACGGGGAUACCACCUUGACCCGCACAGACAGUCUAGAGCGAUUGCUCGACACAGCCACACCGCAUGUACCCGUCACCAAAGCCAACAACUCAGUGGAAGAGGAGUGGGCUCAUGCGAUCGACAUCACACACCCUGUACAAGACUUCUACACACGAGUACCUCACAUGGCUAAAACCUACCCGUUCGAGCUGGAUACGUUUCAGAAGCAGGUGUGA